Messenger RNA from Neocloeon triangulifer, 1509 nucleotides. RefSeq lists its product as uncharacterized. Gene Ontology annotation, cellular component: cytoplasm. Gene Ontology annotation, biological process: animal organ morphogenesis; positive regulation of protein phosphorylation; positive regulation of cell population proliferation. The transcript is spliced from 4 exons. The record is from RefSeq and is a predicted model, not a curated record. Gene Ontology annotation, molecular function: fibroblast growth factor receptor binding; growth factor activity. Bases 236 to 853 code for a protein of 205 amino acids. NCBI's taxonomy places the organism in Eukaryota, Metazoa, Arthropoda, Insecta, Ephemeroptera, Baetidae.
CAACAGUCUGAACCAGUGAUAUCGCUCUCGCUCGUCGUCGGUCGGAUCAAGUUUUGAUCAGUGUGAUGGGUGCCUCUUCAUUGUUGCUGCCAUUGUUGCCGCUGGGAUAACGUGUCCCGCGAGGGCAUGCCCGCAAGUGCAUCGGCAAUUCGAAUUUUGGACUCACCAACAACGCUGCAUGUCGAGCGCCGCCGCUGUCCGAUUUGGCCUAAAUGACACCGCUGCGUAGCACCACAUGUCCAUCAUACCAAGGAUCCCACAGCUUGCAGUCUCAGCAAAGUUCCUGUGUCUCUUGAUGUUUGCUUGUUUGCGUUCGCAGGUGGCGAUUUGCGGCGCGGUGCCCGGCAUGGUCCACUCAGUCCGUUUGCACAACGACUGCAGCAGCAGCGAGCUGCAAGUGACCCCCCAGGGCAAAGUGUUCUCCUCCAACAGCUUGUCCUUCAAUGAGCUGCGGCUGGAGUCGGUGGGAUUUGGCAAGCUGACGAUUUUUGCAGAGCGGUCGGCGCGCUACUUGUGCUUCAACAAACGGUGGCGCUUGGUGGGCGCGAAAAAGAAGCACGGCAAGUGGUGUCAGUGGCAGGAGGUGAUGGAGGACGGCUUCAACCGGUACCGCUCGCUGGCCAACCUCAACUACUCGCUGGCGGUGAAUCCACAGGGACAGCCGAUGCGGGGCGAGAAGACGGUGCUGGUGCGCGGCCGGCACGGCAAGCGCGCCCGAAGGUGCGGCCGCUUCCUCAAGCGGGGCCUCAACCUGACCGAGGCCAUCAACAGGCACAACAAGGGCGACCACCCCAUCAAGCAGCCGCUGCUGCCCCAGCCGGGCCACCACCAGCACCGCCGGCCCCGAAGCUGAGCCGCCGCCGCCGCUCCCUAGUCAUCUCUCUCUCUCUCACCCCCGACCAAACCUCUGCGCUUCAAAGACACUUCCUCUCUCUCGCUCUAUCUAUCUCUCUCUCAAUCUGACCCCGAUUAAUUUUAAUGUCUGCACUCUCAAUUAAGUGACUCGUUGGUCGCAAUCGACCGCCGCCCCCCAGUUGCCCCAUCAAGUGUGCGGGGAGCCCCACAAGUGACCCCCAAUCUCUGCUGCUGCAGCGUUGCCGCGCGCCCCCGCCAAGGACUCGAAAUAACCAUUGUACUUUGAACCUCUGAGAUGUAAAUCGUGUUGUACAAAUAUGAUACAGUUAACGCCAAUAAAGAUGGACGCUUGUGCAAGUGAAAAUAUAUCACAGCAUACAUGCAUCGCAGUUUGAUUCAUUUCGAAACGAAAAGUGAAAAUAUUUAUUCAUGCAGCAAAAUUCGAUGCUCUCACAGAGAGUGCAACAGGUGGUGCUAUUUUCUUGGCAAUUUUAAAUCAUGAAAUUUGUGGUUGCUGAAUAUGAAGUAGUAUGUGGAUUUGGAAACUUUAGUGCGAAAUGCAGAUUCAUAAAAAUAAAGAUAAUUUAUUACACGCAUACAUCAAAUUUUCUCAAACUUUUGCCAUUUGAAUUCAUCACUAAUUUUGUUAAAAUU